This is a messenger RNA of Zingiber officinale, 1161 nucleotides long. RefSeq names its product proline-rich protein HaeIII subfamily 1-like. The record is from RefSeq and is a predicted model, not a curated record. The transcript has 4 exons. Bases 1 to 1161 code for a protein of 386 amino acids. NCBI's taxonomy places the organism in Eukaryota, Viridiplantae, Streptophyta, Magnoliopsida, Zingiberales, Zingiberaceae.
AUGGCCUUAAUGGCACAGAAACAUACCUUUGUUGUCUUCAUGAUCAUCAUCAUCAUGGUUUCACUUCCAUCAACAGCAUUGGGAGGGAGGAAAAGCAAGAACUUUGUCGAGUAUGCAGCUCCUUCAGCAACCAUGACCAAGGAAUAUUAUGCAUUAUCUGAGAAUAGAGCUGAUGAAGUUGAUGGCAGUCAUGCUGUUCGUUGGAGGAUGUUGAUGAAGGUGGACACACAGGAUUAUGGACCUGACAAUCCAGCUCCAUCUCUUCCUUCUCUUCCGGAGCCUCCUCCCAGACGUAUCUCUCACGGCCCCCCUAAUAGAAGUGACUAUACAACUCCAUUAGGAAAUGACGAUCCAACUCCAACUCUUCCGGAGCCUCCUUCCGGACGUAUUCCUCACGGUCCCCCUAAUGGAAGUGAUGAUCCAACUCCAUUAGGAAGUGACGAUCCAACUCCAACUCUUCCAGAGCCUCCUUCCGGGCGUAUCCCUCAUGGUCCCCCUAAUGGAAAUGACGAUCCAACUCCAUUAGGAAGUGACGAUCCAACUCCAACUCUUCCAGAGCCUCCUUCCGGGCGUAUCCCUCACGGCCCCCCUAAUGGAAGUGACGAUCCAACUCCAUUAGGAAGUGACGAUCCAACUCCAACUCUUUCAGAGCCUCCUUCCGGACGUAUCCCUCACGGUCCCCCUAAUGGAAGUGACGAUCCAACUUCAUUAGGAAGUGACGAUCCAACUCCAACUCUUCCGGAGCCUCCUUCCGGACGUAUCCCUCACGGUCCCCCUAAUGGAAGUGACAAUCCAACUCCAUUAGGAAGUGACGAUCCAACUCCAACUCUUCCAGAGCCUCCUUCCGGGCGUAUCCCUCACGGUCCUCCUAAUGGAAGUGACGAUCCAACUCCAACUCUUCCGGAGCCUCCUUCCGGCCGUAUCUCUCACGGUCCCCCUAAUGAAAGUGACAAUCCAACUCCAUUAGGAAGUGACGAUCCAACUCCAACUCUUCCAGAGCCUCCUUCCGGGCGUAUCCCUCAUGGUCCCCCUAAUGGAAGUGAUGAUCUGACUCUAUUUGGAAGUGACGAUCCAACUCCAUCUCUUCCGGAGCCUCCUUCCGGGCGUAUCCCUCAUGGCCCCUCUAAUGAUGAAAGAGAAAAGCAAACCAUCAACGGAUAA